UUGAUUCUGAAGCUCUUCAUCAUUCCAUGGGUUUGGGCCCAGGGGCAGAAUGUGCCUAGCAACCCAGCAGUCCCAGCCGUGGCUUCAGCUCCAAAUGGACAGAUCGACAUCCCAUUCUACCAAUUCCUUCAAAGGCAGAACCAGAUCAACAAUGCGAUUCUCCUUAACAACGCGAUGUUGGCGAAUUCCCUGACAGCGAUGCCGUCGUCGGAGCAUCAUCAUCAGAUUCCAAUUCCCAGCGCUAUUCAAUUCCCGAGCGCAGGUCAUACUCUGCAUCCGAGUCAUGCUGCUCUAUUUCCAAACUUCCAACCAAAGUUUCCGACAGUUCCAACAACAGGGUUAAAUCAACUAGGCCUCUACGACGUCCUCAGUCACCCGGUAAAGCUUGAUGGCGUGCCAAGUGUGAUUAUUCCUACGCACGUGGUAUUGGUCAGCCCUUCGACGACAGCUUCGCCUCCAGUUGGGACCACCACGGCUAGAGAGGAUCCUGAUAAAACAGAAGUACAGGAGCCAGAGCCAAUUCCGAUCGGAGUGUCAGAGCCGGAUGAGCGCAUGAAAAAGGUGCUUAAUCUGUCGGCAACUCCUAGACCAAAACUGACAGAUACUACUGAUAGUCCUGCACUGACUGAGCUCAUUGAAGAGAUUGGAGAAGAGAAUUUGGUGACUACUACAACCGAACAGGUAGUACAGUUACCUGCUAUAUCUGCACAAGAAACUAUUGAUCUUUCCAUUUCAGCUGAUUGAGG
Messenger RNA from Cylicostephanus goldi, 746 nucleotides. Lineage: Eukaryota; Metazoa; Nematoda; Chromadorea; Rhabditida; Strongylidae. The record is from the annotation of a GenBank genome assembly.